AUGCCUUUUGGGCAGCCGCCAAGCUCGCCGGGCGGUGAGUCCAGCCCAGAGUCCCGUGCCCAGUCGACUCACGGCAGUGCACAGACUUUCGUCGAAGGUCAACAGCUGUUCUCCAACUCCAACAACGACUCGAAGAAGGCAAACGAGGCUGGCCACAGCAACAAGGAGUACGAUGCUGCCAACGAUGACGACCAGUCGGACGAGAACAACAGCCUCCAGGAGAUGCAGCGGCGCCACAGCAUCGUGCAGCAGCUGGCUCGUCAAUAUACGCACGCCUCUGGAGUUGAUAUCCAGGGACAGCCAAACUCGCUGUUUGGGAACAAUGACCCCGACUCGCCCCUGAAUCCCAUGAGCAGCAAGUUCAGUGCUCGCACCUGGGCCAAGACACUCUCGAAAUAUGCCACUGAGCACGGGUCUGGAUUCCGCCGUACCGGUGUUGCGUUUAAAAACCUGAACGUCUACGGGUUUGGAUCGGAGACUGAUUUCCAGAAAGACGUGGGAAAUGUCUGGCUUUCGAUCCCUGACAUUGCUCGGCAGACUCUUAGUAAGUCUGGACGACGACGCAUCGACAUUCUGCGCAACCUCGACGGCUACGUCAAGUCGGGCGAGAUGCUUGUCGUUCUUGGGCCUCCAGGCUCAGGAUGCUCGACCUUUCUGAAGUCGAUUGCGGGAGAGACAAACGGCAUAUACAUUGACAGCGAGACCGAGUUCAACUACCAGGGCAUCAGUGUCGAGGAGAUGCACAACCACCAUCGCGGCGAGGCCAUCUACACGGCCGAAGUUGAUGUCCACUUUCCGAUGCUGUCGGUGGGUGACACUCUCAACUUUGCUGCCAUGGCACGAGCUCCCCGAACUCUGCCCCCUGGAGUCAACGGCAGCCAAUUUGCCACUCACAAUCGCGACGUUGUCAUGGCCAUGUACGGCAUCAGCCACACCAUCAACACCCGCGUGGGCAAUGAAUAUGUCCGCGGUGUUUCUGGAGGAGAACGAAAGCGUGUCACUAUUGCUGAGGCCACGCUCUCCAACGCUCCUCUGCAGUGCUGGGACAACUCCACUCGAGGUCUUGAUUCGGCCAACGCCAUUGAGUUUUGCAAGACGCUGCGUCUGCAGUCCGACAUGUUUGGCCAGACCAGCGCUGUUUCCAUCUAUCAGGCGCCUCAAAGUGCUUAUGAUGUCUUUGACAAGGUGCUUGUUCUGUACGAGGGCCGACAAAUCUACUUUGGACCCACAGACAAGGCUCGAGACUAUUUCAUCAACCUCGGCUUCGACUGUCCUGCUCGUCAAACAGCGCCUGAUUUCCUCACUUCCAUGACGGCGCCAAGUGAACGAAUCGUCCGUCCUGGCUGGGAGAGCCGCGCACCUCGUACGCCUGACGAAUUUGCCACCUGCUGGAAGAACAGCAACGACUACAAAGCUCUCCAGGCCGAGAUGGACGAAUUCAAUAAGCAGCACCCCAUUGGAGGAGCCGACGCCGAGGCCUUCCGUCAGCACAAGAAGUCGACCCAGGCCAAGCACCAGCGUGAAAAGUCUCCGUAUACGCUCUCGUACGGGCAACAAGUGAAGCUCUGCCUGUGGCGAGGAUGGCGGCGACUGAUGGGCGACCCGAGUCUGACUGUCUUCCAACUCCUUGCCAACUCGGUCAUGGCCCUCAUUAUUUCGUCUCUCUUUUAUAAUCUCCAGCAAACAACGGGAAGCUUCUACUCGAGAGCCGCGGUUAUCUACGUGGCUAUCCUGAUGAACGCCUUCUCCAGUGCUCUCGAAAUUCUGACUCAAUAUGCCCAGCGGCCUAUCGUCGAAAAGCAUCAGCGCUAUGGAUUCUACGUCCCGUCGGCCGAGGCUUUUUCAUCUGUGCUCUGUGAUAUGCCGUACAAGGUUGGUAACUCAAUUUGCUACAACUUGGUAAUUUACUUUAUGACGCAUCUUAAUCGUACGCCGGGAGCUUUCUUCUUUUUCCUGCUUGUGACGUUCCUCAUGGUGCUCGCCAUGUCUGGAAUUUUCCGCUCAAUUGCUUCUCUGUCGCGAACCCUAUCGCAAGCCAUGGUGCCGGCUUCACUGCUGAUUCUUGCCAUGGUCAUCUUUACUGGAUUCGUCAUCCCCGUCGAUUACAUGCUUGGAUGGUGUCGCUGGAUCAACUAUCUCGACCCUGUCGCAUAUGGAUUCGAAGCACUCAUGAUCAACGAGUUCAGCGGCCGUCAAUACGAAUGUGACGCUUUCGUCCCAAGCGCUCUCAUUCCAGGAUACCAAAAUGCGACAGGAGUAAACAGAGCUUGUACAGCCGUUGGAUCUAUCGCAGGCCAGAAUUUCGUCAGCGGCGAUGCCUACAUCAAUUCGCAGUACAAGUAUUUCCAUGCUCACAAGUGGCGCAACGUCGGGAUUCUGAUUGCUUUUGCUCUCUUCAAUCACCUUGUGUACUUUGUUGCAACCGAUGUCAUUCAGGCAAAGAAGUCAAAGGGCGAGGUGCUCGUCUUCCGACGUGGACACAUUACUGCUACAGGCUCCAAGAAUGGCGACGCAGAAGCCUCCUUGUCUGGACCUGUUCCUGUUGUGGAGAAAGGCACCGAUAUCUCGGCUGAAGAGACUGCCAAUAUCCAGGGGUCUACAAGCGUGUUCCACUGGGGCAAAGUAUGCUAUGACAUCAAGAUCAAGGGCGAACCGCGACGAAUUCUGGAUCAUGUUGAUGGUUGGGUCAAGCCGGGAACGCUGACAGCUCUUAUGGGCGUGUCUGGUGCUGGUAAAACGACGCUUCUCGACUGCUUGGCUGACCGUGUCUCCAUGGGGGUAAUCACAGGCGAGAUGCUUGUCGACGGCAAGAUUCGCGACACCUCGUUCCAGCGUAAAACGGGCUACGUCCAACAGCAGGAUCUUCAUCUGGAGACAACAACCGUUCGUGAAGCUUUGGAGUUUAGUGCCCUGUUACGUCAGCCGGAGAGUACACCAAGAGCCGAGAAGCUUGCAUAUGUAGACGAGGUCAUCAAGCUGCUGGAUAUGCAAGAAUAUGCUGAUGCAGUCGUCGGCGUGCUUGGCGAGGGUCUCAAUGUUGAACAGCGCAAGCGACUUACUAUUGGCGUUGAGCUCGCAGCUAAACCACCUCUUUUGCUGUUCGUUGACGAGCCAACUUCCGGUCUUGAUUCUCAGACGUCUUGGGCUAUUCUCGACUUGCUGGAAAAACUUUCGAAAGCUGGACAAUCCAUUCUCUGUACCAUCCAUCAGCCAUCUGCAAUGCUGUUCCAGCGCUUCGACCGUCUACUCUUUCUCGCAAAAGGUGGCCGAACUGUGUAUUUCGGUGACAUUGGCGAAAACUCCUCGGCUAUGACCUCUUACUUUGAGAACCACGGCGCCCCUAAAUGUUCACCCGGCGAGAACCCUGCUGAGUGGAUGCUUCAGGCUAUCGGUGCUGCUCCUGGAACUUCAACAGAGGUCGACUGGCACCAGACGUGGCUAGAAAGCGCUGAAUAUCAGGCUGUGCAGACAGAACUUCAGCGCCUAAAGGACGAGGGCCAUGACAAUGCGACUGAGAUCCACGAUAAGGCUUCAUAUGCUGAGUUCGCCGCGCCAUUCUGGAGUCAAUUCUUUGUCGUUACUCAGCGCGUGUUCCAGCAGAUUUGGAGGACACCGUCGUACAUCUACUCUAAAUUCAGUCUCUGCGUUCUGGUUUCUCUCUUUAUCGGACUGGUCUUCCUUAAUGCUCCGUUGUCUAUUCAAGGCCUGCAGAAUCAAAUGUUUGCUGUUUUCAACAUUUUGACUAUUUUCGGUCAACUGGUGCAACAGCAGAUGCCGCAUUUCGUUACCCAGCGAUCGUUGUAUGAAGUGCGUGAGAGGCCCUCCAAGACAUACAGCUGGAAGGUCUUUAUGCUGUCACAGAUUGCCGUCGAGAUUCCAUGGAACUCGCUCAUGUCUCUUUUCAUGUUCCUCUGCGUUUACUACCCUGUCGGAUUCAACAAGAAUGCUGAGCCGGCUGGACAAGUCGCUGAACGAGGCGGUCUCAUGUGGCUUCUCUUCUGGCAAUUCCUCGUCUUUACAUGCACUUUUGCUCACGCCUGUAUUGCCAUUACGGACACCGCCGAAGCUGGUGGCAACUUGGCCAACGUUCUGUUCAUGAUGUGUCUCCUUUUCUGCGGUGUCAUUGCCUCUCCAUCGAGCAUGCCGGGAUUCUGGGUCUUCAUGUAUCGCGUAUCGCCCUUUACGUAUUGGGUAUCGGCUGUAUUAUCCACCGGUCUGGCAAACACACACGUCACCUGUUCAAGCAACGAGCUUGUGCAUCUCGAGCCUCCAAGCGGCCAGACCUGCGGAGAUUAUCUUUCCAACUUUAUUGGUGCGGCGGGAGGAUAUCUGAAGGAUAGCAAUGCCACCAGCGACUGCAGCUACUGUCCUAUUGCGGACACGAAUGUGUUUUUGACCAGCGUCAGCUCGAGCUAUGCUCACCGGUGGCGCGACUUUGGCAUUGGAAUGUCGUUUAUUAUCUUCAACAUUGCUGCGUCGCUGUUCCUGUACUGGCUGGUGCGCAUGCCUAAGAAGUGGGGAAAGAAGAAGGAGUAG
This is a messenger RNA of Trichoderma gamsii, 4536 nucleotides long. RefSeq names its product multidrug resistance protein CDR1. Gene Ontology annotation, cellular component: membrane. Lineage: Eukaryota; Fungi; Ascomycota; Sordariomycetes; Hypocreales; Hypocreaceae. Bases 1 to 4536 code for a protein of 1511 amino acids. The record is from RefSeq and is a predicted model, not a curated record. The transcript has 2 exons. Gene Ontology annotation, molecular function: ATP binding; ATP hydrolysis activity; ABC-type transporter activity. Gene Ontology annotation, biological process: transmembrane transport.